AUGUCAAAUGAAAUACUGAUCUUUGGCGCAGGAGCUAUCGGGGCUUUUUAUGGCUCGCGUCUUGCAACCGACAAGAACGUCAAUGUCUCAGUUUUUGGGGACUAUGAGUGGCAACCAACGAGGACUUUUGGCAAUGCUUCGGAAGCUCAAAAAGCCGGUGUGAAGUGGGAUUAUGUGAUCGUCAGCACGAAGGCACUUCCUGAUGUUAGCGAUGACUCUGAGCUGUUGCAAGGAUUGAUCAGUGAAGGCACGGCGGUUGUACUAAUACAGAACGGUCUAGGGGUGGAGGAACCAUACUAUCGUCGAUAUCCUCAAGCCAGUAUACUAAGUGCAGUGACAAUCACAUCAGCCGCCCAGCCAGACCAUGGAGUCAUUAAACACAACAAAUGGACAAGAAUAAAUUCAGGUCCUUAUCCUUCUGACAGUCAAGCCGCAACGAAGAAGAACAGACUGUUGAAUGAGCUCCUGGUCAAGGCUGGAAUCAAGGAUGCUUCGCCUUAUGAUGCAGCAAAGAUGCAGCUGUUGAGAUGGCAUAAGAUUGCAAUCAAUGCCGCUUUCAAUCCUUCCUCGGUACUCUCCCAGGGUGCGGACAACGCGUCGAUGGCGCAAGACCCAGACCUAUAUGAACACCUCAAAGCUGUUAUGGAGGAAGUAUUUACUGCAGCACAGAAGGUGAUGGGCCAACCAUUUCCCGAGGAUUUUGCUUCAGCUGAACAAAUCCUGAACAGUACGAAGAGAAACACGAGUGGUAGUAAACCAAGUAUGCAACUCGACUGGGAAAGCGGCAAAAAGAUGGAGCUGGAGGUAAUCCUAGGAAACCCCGUCAGACUUGCUCGAGAGAAGGGUGUGGACAUGCCGCGAUUACAGACAAUGUAUGCGCUGUUGAAGAUGGCGCAAACGAAGCGGGAGAAUGCUUCCAAGUCCAAGAUGUGA
Molecule: messenger RNA, 933 nt
Organism: Lithohypha guttulata
Lineage: Eukaryota; Fungi; Ascomycota; Eurotiomycetes; Chaetothyriales; Trichomeriaceae
Exons: 2
Coding region: 1-933 (310 amino acids)
Biological process (GO): pantothenate biosynthetic process
Cellular component (GO): cytoplasm
Molecular function (GO): 2-dehydropantoate 2-reductase activity
Source: RefSeq, a predicted model, not a curated record